AUGGAAUCAGAAAAAGAGGAACCAAAAACAAGCCAGCAUCGAUUUAUUCCAAAUGACGAAGAAACCAAAGCUACUCAUCGUUUCUGGGACACACAGCCAAUGCCACGACUCUCCACACUGAUUACCAAAGACGAAUCAUCUCAGCACGGUCCAGUGGAUGCUCCUAAGACAGUUGCGGAUGUAAGACAAACCCCAUACCCGCUUCCAGCCGCAUUCGAAUGGGUGAGUGUUGACGUAAAUGACGACGAAUGGAUGCAAGAAAUCUACACUUUGUGGGUGCAUUUUUACUUAAAAUAAAUUUUUUUCAGUCUUUUUUCUUUAAAAAAUGAUUAAUUUCAGGACAAAAAUAAUGAACCAACACUUUGUUGACAGAAAACUACGUCGAAGAUGACGACAGCUAUUUCAGAUUUGACUACUCCAUCCCAUUCCUGCGCUGGGCACUGACUCCAGAAGGCUACAAACAAUCCUGGCACGUCGGAGUUGCUAUUAAAGGCCGCAAAAAGCUGGUAGGCUUCAUAUCAGGGAUCCCAGCCAAGGUCAAUGUGUUUGGCACAUCAAUGGAUAUGUGUGAGAUCAAUUUUUUGUGCGUCUUUAAAAAGUACAGAGAAAAUCGCCUUGCACCAGUGCUUAUUAAAGAGGUCACUAGAAGGGUGAACGUGGAGAACGUGUGGCAAGCUAUAUAUACAGCUGGCGUCGUAUUGCCAACCCCAGUGGCCCAGGCAAGAUAUUACCAUAGGUCCUUAAACCCUAUAAAACUUGUAGAAAUUGGCUUUACUCGCUUUGGGCCUAAACUGAACAAGGCUCGUGCUCAAAAGCUUUAUAAGCUUCCUGAAAGUCCUUUAAUCCCUGGUCUAAGACCUAUGACCCCUAGAGAUGUCCCAGCUGUCCACAGGAUGCUUCAGGAUUACUUGCAGAGGUUUUCUUUAUAUACAGAAUACUCAGAAUCUGAUAUUGCCCAUUUCUUUUUGCCUCAGGAAGACAUAAUUUACUCAUAUGUCGUCCAAAAUGAAGCUGGGGAGACCACAGAUUUUUGCUCAUUUUACUCGUUGCCGUCGUCUGUGCUUAAAAGUGCCAAGCAUAACAAGUUAAGGGCAGCUUAUUCUUAUUACUCAGUACCUGGGGUGCAUUCUCUGAUGGACUUGUUUAAGGAUAUGCUGAUUUUGGCAAGAGCUAAUGGGUUUGAUGUGUUUUAUGUUCAAUAAAAUGGCUAAAGGAAAUUUUCUUAUAGGCUUGGCUUAGCCCAGAGAAUUUAUUUGCAGGGCUCUAGUCUUUAGUAAAAGUAAUUUCUUAUAAGAUGCCUAAAAUAAAUACAUUAAAUAAUUAAAAUAAAUGUGUUUAACGCUUUAGAUAUCAUGGACAACAUGACGGUAUUCAAAGAACUGAAGUUCGGAAUUGGUGACGGAAACUUGCAGUACUAUCUUUACAACUGGAGAACUGAGCCAAUGGUGCCUGCACAGGUAGGGGUCGUUUUAGUUUAA
This is a messenger RNA of Blepharisma stoltei, 1478 nucleotides long. Lineage: Eukaryota; Ciliophora; Heterotrichea; Heterotrichida; Blepharismidae. The record is from the annotation of a GenBank genome assembly.